AUGGACGGCGUUGAACACGACAAGGAAAUUCUGCAGUGGGACGAGAACGACGUGCAGGCAUGGCUCAAGUCCAUCGGGUUUCCCCAGUAUGAGCAGCAGAUCAGAGACAACAAUAUCACUGGGGAUGUGCUGGUCAUGCUCAAUGCCGAGAGCUUGAAGGAGUUCGGCGUGGCCACCAUCGGCCAGCGAGUCGCGAUACUGAAGGCUGUAUACCAGCUCAAGAUCGCGCAGAACGUCCCCAUAGAGCCGGAUGAUUAUGUGCCACCAUCCGAGGCCGCGGAACGAGGGGAGGUCACGCUGGAGAAGUUGCAGAGGAUCAUCAAGGAGCAAGGGGAGAAGCUGGAAAGGCUACAGGAAGAGAACAAGGCGGUUCGGGAAGAGCUACACUCAUUCCAAUCCGACUUCGUUGCCCUAAGACAUUCGUUAUACGUCCGACCCGACGAUGGAAACGCCUCCCCUCGAAGAGGGCUUUCCGUCAAAAUUGGAUCUGGCGCUGCUCUCGAUUCACCCCAUCCAUCCCCGCAGCUCGAUCGCGAAGCAGCCCCCUCUUACAACCACAGCCCACCUAACACCCAGUCCUCUUCCCCUCCUUCGACCGCGGACAAGAAUGCGCGUCCAUCCGCGGUCGCGUCGGCCUCUACCGCCCCUCCACCCGACCCUGUCAUAGCACCUCGGCCCACGCGCCAAGAUAGCUCGGACAAUCUGAAGAGUUUCAAGGUCAGCUUGGAGGAUCCGACGUGGAAGGUGUUGCCGGCAGCACUCAAGAAAUACCGCAUCAACAACGACAACUGGCAGAACUACGCCAUGUUCAUCUGCUACGGCAGUCCGGGAAAUCGCAUCGAACGCUGUUUGAGCUACGACGAAAAGCCGCUGCUGCUGUUCCAGAAGCUAAAGGACGCGAAGAAGAAUCCAGUGUUCAUGCUCAAACACAUCAAGGAUAUCCGCUCCCCUAUCGCUGUCGCUCAGCAGAAGCACGCCGCGCGCAAGGCUUCAUCGGUCGUAAACGAGUCUACUGGCACGCCUACCACGAACAACGGACCCUCGCAUGCAGGCACUUCGACGCCCACCAAGCAGCCCUCCGUAACCCGCCAUCGCCCGCCAAAGCUGGAGGUGCACGACCUGUCGACACCUCAGCCGCCUCUGACUGGCACGAGCGCUGGCCCGGGUGCCUGGCCAACCGAGGGCGGUGUCUCCCCGAACACUGAGGUCGGCCCACGUCUUAAUGUCACGUCGGACGAUCAGGCGAUCAGCCCUGGUGGCGCUAACACCCCAUCGCUCGGUGGUCGCAGCCCACCAGGAACCUCGGACGGCCAUGCAUCGAGUGGCAGCGCAAGCGGGCGCGAAAUACCUCCUACGUCUUCGCGCGACGUCUCGUACGCCGUCGCCAUCUAUCCAUACAUGGCGGAGCAGGACGACGAGUUUGACGUGGUUGUCGGGGACACGUUCGUUAUUCUCUCUCGUUCUCGUGGCUGGUGGGUCGUCCAGCGUGACCCGACGGGCUCUGGCGCCAUCGACCCGGAUAUCAAGAAGCAAGCCUGGGUGCCAGCCGGCUGCCUCCUGGAGACCAGCGUGCCCGUCGCGUCUGCCAUCGCAGAGGCCACUGCCGCAACGCAGCCAAACGGCAGCUCCCAGCCCUCGACGCCCUCUCGCCAACAACAGCGCACGCCCAUUCUGCCCCUAUCCAUCAUCUCAACAAGCUUCCCCGGCAUCGCGCUCAUGGACUACGCGAAGAAGGGCGAGGAGGAGCUCGAGCUGGCGAAGGACGACGCGCUCCGCGUGUUCAAGCGCUACAACCAUUGGUCGUACGCUGUCAAGGAGGAUACGGGUGACCGCGGUUGGGUGCCCUCGUGGUACAUCGGGAAGGCGGCGACGGCGCCGCAGACUCCUGGUCCGAACACGAGCAACAGCGCGAUACAGCAGCAGCAGACGAUCUCGGUCGAGGAUACGCCGUCGCAGCAGCCGCAGAUAUCACCCAUGUCGAGCGCUUUCCCAGGUCGAUAG
Messenger RNA from Schizophyllum commune H4-8, 2001 nucleotides. RefSeq lists its product as uncharacterized. Gene Ontology annotation, molecular function: protein binding. The record is from RefSeq and is a predicted model, not a curated record. The transcript has 7 exons. NCBI's taxonomy places the organism in Eukaryota, Fungi, Basidiomycota, Agaricomycetes, Agaricales, Schizophyllaceae. Gene Ontology annotation, biological process: signal transduction. The coding region runs from base 1 to 2001 and encodes 666 amino acids.